AUGGCCAACAAGCAAGACUUCCCCGUCCAGCUCACCGACAACGAGUGGCGUGCCAAGCUCUCGCCCGAGCAGUUCAGGGUCCUCCGCCAGCAGGGUACUGAGCGCGCCGGCACCGGCGAGUACGACCAGCACUUUGCCGGCAAGGGCGUCUACGAGUGCGCGGGGUGCAACACGCCGCUGUACACGGCCGACAUGAAGUUCAAGUCGGGCUGCGGCUGGCCCGCCUUCUUCGACGCCAUCCCGGGCAAGAUCAAGCAGAACGUCGACCGCUCGUGGGGCAUGGAGCGCAUCGAGAUCGUGUGCAACAACUGCGGCGGUCACCUGGGCCACAUCUUCAAGGGCGAGGGCUAUGACACGCCUACCGACGAGCGCCACUGUACCAAUAGCGCGGCGAUCUCAUUCAACCCGGACUCGGACCUCAAGUACGAGGGCAAGAAGAAGUAG
This is a messenger RNA of Rhodotorula graminis WP1, 444 nucleotides long. RefSeq lists its product as uncharacterized. The record is from RefSeq and is a predicted model, not a curated record. Gene Ontology annotation, molecular function: peptide-methionine (R)-S-oxide reductase activity. Gene Ontology annotation, biological process: protein repair; response to oxidative stress. NCBI's taxonomy places the organism in Eukaryota, Fungi, Basidiomycota, Microbotryomycetes, Sporidiobolales, Sporidiobolaceae. The coding region runs from base 1 to 444 and encodes 147 amino acids. The transcript has 5 exons.